Messenger RNA from Fusarium venenatum, 2796 nucleotides. Lineage: Eukaryota; Fungi; Ascomycota; Sordariomycetes; Hypocreales; Nectriaceae. The record is from RefSeq and is a predicted model, not a curated record.
AUGGAUACCAAUAAAGAACGAAUCUCAAUGGAAUCCACCUUAAAAGAGCUGCACGCAUAUGCCAAGCUACUUUUCCUCCGGAGUGGUCGCCAAUUCGAAGAUAAAGCCUUAUACCAAGAACUUGAAGAUGAUUCAUCUCUGGACGAGUCCAUUAACGACAGAAGCUCUUCGAAGAAUGUUGCACUUGGUAACCUCGACACCGACCAUUUGCGCCGCAAGUUCCUAGACCGGUUGUCUGAAACAGUUUCUUCAGCGAAAGGCGGUCGCCAUGUUGUUGCUAGCUAUAUGUUCUACUGGCCUGAUAAGGUCAAGGUCUUUGUAGCGAUAAAUUCCGGAUUCACUGAGGGAGAUGCAUUGUCUAGGUUCCUAGAUAACUUAUGUACAUCGCUCAGGGUUAUUGCUUCUGCUUCAGAUGCUGAGUCGGAGAAGCACACAGAUGCACUCUGGAAUUUGUUACUUGGUCACCAAUCCUCAAGACUGGAGGAUGCCAUCGUCAAUUUGCGGCAAAUCAUAAAAAAUUUCCAGCACCUCCUUCCGCAGCGUCCCUCUUCAAAGUCGUCUAGCAAAAGCAGUAUUCCUUCCGAUAUAGUCGGAGUUUUGCUUGACUUUGAGGACUACUUGAAGCUAUUGGCCGAGUUACUUUUCAGCGAUGGUGACUUGAGUUCAGAACGACAUGACAGCCUUGUGACUCUCAGUCAUGAUCUCUAUAGAAACUUUUCUGCUGGGACAUUCCAGGCUCUCGGCCGACAGGGUGAAAAAUUACACCAGGCAAUCGGCUUCUUGGGUCGUCUCAAGAUGUCGUUCCAUGUUCUUGUUGAAGCUGCGAGGCAGAUAUCGGGAUUUGAAUGCAUGUCUCUCAUUCCCGUUAUCAAGUCAAAGGGUCGAAAGAAACCCUCUGGCCAAGAAUGGAGUCUAGCCAAAACAUUUGAAGCUCUCAACAUUCAGUUAAACGAUACAGCCAUCAAGAAGUUGAUGGGUACAUCAAGCUCAAAGAUCACAUGGACAAAGAACAAACUCGUCAACGACUUCUCCCGACUCAAGUCACCAACUUGGGAAGUACAUGCGGAACUCCAGCUCAUAGUCUUUACCAUUAGCCACCCCAAUGACGUUGCCAAUGGAAAACGAUUUCUGGACUGUUUUCAAGGGUUGAAAACGCGUGGUUGUCAUGGCAAGCUGUAUAAUCACAGCUGGACUCUUCCCCCUGGAGACAAUCUGGGGAAGGACGAACAGCAAGCAUUGCACGAGGCUGCGAUGGGAGUUACAACGUGGAUGCGAAAGAAGCUGAUUCGCAGCAAACUAUUACCGGCUCAGAGAAGACGAGAGGUCAAAGAAUCCACGGUUGGUGGCAGUUUAAUUUCUACGUUGGAAACGAAUCAAGACGAUCACCGCCUAAUUCACGCCAUAUCCAAGCAUCUCUACUCCCAGCGAGCUCAAAACCUACAGAGGCAAUCCAACACGAAGAGCUUGUUAGACUCUGUCGAAGACGAGGAAGUCCCGAGAAUUGAAGUCCGAGAUCCAACACACCCAGAAAGCACUAGGGACUUUUGUUCUGUGUGCUGGGAUGUAGAAACAACUCGAAGAUGCUCUCACUGUCGAGAGGGUCUGUUCUGCAGUAAGAACUGUGAACGAGAAAUGCCAUUGUCCCACCUCCUCAAAUGCAAUAUGCGACAAGUCACGUCAGCAGACUUUCUUUUUGCAGACGCCCUCCAGGACACAAUUCCUACAGAUCCCCAGGUACUAGAGGACUACUGGUUCGACCGAUGUCACAACCGUCGUGAACAGUCGCAUCUGCUUGGGCUUUUCCAAGGGCUUUUACUUUACCCUCCCGACAAUGUUACGCGUGAAACACUUCACCAGUGGCGGUCAGAUCCUGGCGGUGACACAUACCUCGCUGCAAAGAUAGUUGAAAACUUUGAGAAGAUACCAAAGAGCAGCGCGGGAAGCUACUUCCCAUGGUUUCUCAAACACCGCGAACGCUUCGAGCUACCAACUGGCCAUGAGUCAAUUCCUCGACCACCAAGUCCUAUGACACAGGUACGAAACAUGCAGGACAAAGCCCGGAAGCAUCUAGCCCCUGAGGAUCGGAACAAGGACUUGGCAGACUUGACUCCUUUUUCGAAGAUGCAUUGCUUUGCAUUCUACACCAUGGUCUUACAACAUGCAUACCCGCCCCCAAUGAACCAAGGCGACUGCCAUUGGUUCGAUUUUGGCUUCGUUGUGUGCAGAGACCAGCACGAAGAACAAUCACUAUCCAAUAUGUAUAACAGUAUGUUGUUCGGAUCAAUGUCACGGUUGGAAUACGCAGAGAGUCUCGGAUCCUCAAUCUUGAAGGAAAUGGCAAAGCAAAGGGAUCCUGUCUGUACCUUUGACGAAUUCUGGAAGGCGUGGGACCAAAAAGAGAUCACGACCAUAUUCGACAAGUGUUGGCUUAAGUCCACAAAACAACCCUCUCGCGAACCCGGUGAAUACGGCAUUUGUGAUCGUUUGCGAAAAUUCUUUGAGGCAGAGAGACCUCUUCCGUCCAUCUGGAAGUUGCGCCACUUCCUUGCACUACAAAAUAUUUCGGUGGAGUCUGCUGUACCUGACAUAGCUGAGGCGGCUCGAGACUAUGGAUUCUCUGAAAGUCUAGACACCAGGAUGACUAUGGAGCUGAGAGAUUUCUAUGCGCAGCUUUUCCAGAAGACAGAGCCGAUGGAAAUUCACUCUGAGAGGGUGGACGGUAAUUUGGUACGGUUUUCAGAGCAGCGUGUCGAUCCUAUGACCCCAAGGAUAAAGGAGCUACUGAAGAGUCUUUAA